GGCAGAAACACUCCCUUAGCCUACAUGAAUAUGGAUCUCAUGCUGAUAGCAGACGUAAUAAAGGUUCAGUGUGUGGUGUCACUGCUGGAUUUCUAAUGUGUUGAAUCACUAACGAUACUUCAUGGCGGUGACACUUUUGUUUUGAAAGCUCCGCGUCGUACAUCAGUUGUUUGCAGCAGCUAACUAGCUCAGCAGCGGCUCACUCAGAAAACAUCAUCAUGGCAGCGGAGUGCGAUGUGCUGUCUGAAAUUGAGGUGCUGGAGUCGAUCUACCUGGAUGAACUGCAGGUCAACAGGAAAGAAGACGGGGGCUGGGACGUGAGCCUGGUCCUGUACCCAUCCACAGCGGAGGACUCUGUCUCCCAGUUUGUGCGUCUCACCCUGACUUUGACCCUUGAUCAGCAAUAUCCCUCGUCCUCUCCAGCCAUCUCCAUUCAUAACCCACGGGGGCUUUCUGAUGACAAGAUCAGCAGUGUCCAAAAGUGUCUUCAGUUGGAGGCUCAGUCCUGUCUGGGUUCGCCUGUGUUGUAUCAGCUCAUUGAGAAAGCUAAAGAAAUCCUGACUGAGAGCAAUAUUCCUCAUGGAAACUGUGUCAUUUGCCUCUAUGGCUUUAAGGAGGGAGAGACGUUCUCCAAGACUAACUGCUAUCACUACUUCCACUCACACUGUCUCGGUCGUUAUGCCAGCCACUCUGAGAUGGAGCUCCGCCAGAGGGAGAAGGAGUUAGAGGAGGACAAGACUAGAGAGAGAACAGACUAUCAGGAGCUGACUGUGGUGUGUCCGGUGUGUAGAGAGCCUCUAAGCUAUAGUUUGGACCAGCUUCUGUCCUCCCCUGCCCCCCAGCUGCCUGAGAUGGACGAAGCAGCGAUUGGCUCAACUUUUCAACAGAAGUGGUGUGAACUCCAGAAGCUUUUGGAAAGACAGAGGUCUAAAGGUGGGAUCAUUGACCCGGAGGUGGAAUCAAAUCGUUUUUUCAUCCAUACCAACGAGACUCCAUCUGCUGCUGAAAAUGGAAACCUGGACGCAGAUGUCUCUCCUGGUCCCCCGGUACCCUCUGCGUCUAAUGUUUCCUCUUAUGAAACUGGUGUCAGAGCAGACCAGUUUGUUCCUGGACUGUCCCACUGCAGAGGCGGUCAGGGCCAGAAGCGUCAGAACCAGAUGAGGGGGCCAAGGAGAGGAGGCAGGUCCAAACCACAACACCGGAGAGCUGCCCCCAUCACAGAGCACCUGGAUAAACUGUCUCUGUCCUCAGACUGCACUGAAAGACCAAUAAAAGCCAAAGCUCAGGGUAACCAUGGCCAACAAGUGCAAGUAAAUGCAGAAUUAUGUCAGUCUAAAACAGGCAGGGGUGUCCACGCAGAGCAACAAGAGACCUUAGUGUCUCCAGAUGAUCAGCCAAUGUGCCAGGCAGCCUUGGAAACUGAAUGCCCAAAAGAUGCUGCAGACUCUGGAGGCGGUCGUGGUCACCAUGGAAGGAGAAGGGGUCCUCACCGAUCUGUCCCGGACAACGGAGCCCUUGGGCCCGCACGCUACCACUGGGAUGGGCGAGCUUCCAGAAGCAGGGGAGGAGGGCCCAAUAACCUGUACAGCAGAGGAGGGGGCCCCCGCCGGGGUCAUGGCAGGGGCUUUCAGCACAAAGUGGUAGAGCGAGAGAGAGGAAGAGAGGAGGUGCUAUGACAAAGGGCAACAGGAGGGCCAAUGAACAAAUGUAUGUGUGCCUCCAUUAUCCGUUUGCAUAGAUUAAAGCCCUGCACCAGAAACGACAUUCACUGUAGUAUCCUUUCCUCCUGUACAUUGCCGUUAUUCUGGUCUCUGGUAUGCACUUUAAUGCACACUAAUAUCGGAUACAGAUGGUUGUUGCUUUUUGUUGUGGUGCAAUAUGACUUGGAAGAACUACAAAUUAAAUUUCCCCUGGAUGUCAGUGA
Molecule: messenger RNA, 1924 nt
Organism: Epinephelus moara (kelp grouper)
Lineage: Eukaryota; Metazoa; Chordata; Actinopteri; Perciformes; Serranidae
Gene: rnf25
Product: ring finger protein 25
Exons: 10
Coding region: 219-1676 (485 amino acids)
Biological process (GO): protein ubiquitination
Cellular component (GO): nucleus
Molecular function (GO): ubiquitin protein ligase activity; protein binding
Source: RefSeq, a predicted model, not a curated record